This is a messenger RNA of Octopus bimaculoides (California two-spot octopus), 4830 nucleotides long. RefSeq lists its product as uncharacterized. Gene Ontology annotation, biological process: regulation of transcription by RNA polymerase II. Lineage: Eukaryota; Metazoa; Mollusca; Cephalopoda; Octopoda; Octopodidae. Gene Ontology annotation, cellular component: nucleoplasm; nucleus. The record is from RefSeq and is a predicted model, not a curated record. Gene Ontology annotation, molecular function: RNA polymerase II cis-regulatory region sequence-specific DNA binding; DNA-binding transcription repressor activity, RNA polymerase II-specific.
CCGCCUGUCUCUCUAUCUCACUAUCUAUCUCUCUCUAUAUCUAUCUUUCUAUCUAUCUAUCUAUCAUUCGUUCACCUCUGUUUGUGUCCGUAGAAUUUAUCAAAUUAGAAAACGCAAAUUUAAAAAUAAUAGGAUCGACCACUCACGACUAGCUAGCGCGGACGCGCGACUGCGCGUUCGGGACCACUCUGCUUUAGUAGUACCCUUAUACUCUGUGUGUUUUCAAACGCAUGGAUAUAGGUGUCAAAUUUGUUCCAAUAACUUUCGAGUGAUAGAUAGAUAGACAGACAGACAGAUAGCUCGCUCCGGCCAGUCAUGGUAUUAGCUGUCAGUAGCCAAAGAAUCAACUCAAACCAGCAGUAACGUUCCUUGUCAGAUUUUUCUACUUUCACUUCUGACAGCUAAUACCAUGACAGUGCCAAAGUCUUUCCCCAUUGUUUUAAGUGAAUUGUACAGAAAAAGUAUUUAACUUGUGCAAGUAUAAAAAUUUGGAUGUUAAAACAAUAGUGAUGAUGAUGAUGAUCUGCCAAAAAAUUAGCUGCUAAUUAAAAGACACUUUUACGUUUUUUCAUGAGUCAGGCCGAGUUUUUCUGCCAGAUGGCCUUCCUGUUAUUAACUGUCACCAGUUUCCAGGCAAGAACAUCAGAUGACAUUGAUGUAACAGAAGAAACAUCUUCAGUAUCUACCAUGUUUUAAAGACUGAAGAAAAAUAGUAUACAAAACAGAUGUAUUGCAUUAUUUCUACAAAUCUGUGUUAGAAUUCCUGUGAAACAUUUGCUCUGAAAUAAUAUUAUUAGCCAUAUUUAUGAACAUCCCUGACUGGAGUGUCAAAGAAGAGGACCCUGUUUGCUCAUUGCAGAUGGAUAAAUUUAUGUAAGUGUUGCCAAAGAAAAGUAACACUGAACAGAAGUACAGCAGUAAACGUGUUUGUAAGAUAUAAAGUACAAGAACAAAAGGAAGAAAAAUAUAUAAACUGGGAUUUGAGAAGAAAAGUAAUGUGAGAAAAUUGUAUAAUUGAUUUCCCCUGAACACAUGGUAAAAGAGAUAAGAUCAUAUGACUGUGAUAUCUGUACAAAGUCGUUCUUUUAAAGAAAGUAACCUAAUUAUGCACAAACGUACUCAUACAGGAGAGAAGCCAUAUCAUUGUGAUAUCUGUGGUAAAUCAUUCUCUUACAGUAGCUACUUAUCUAGACACAAACAUAUUCAUACAGGAGAGAAACCAUAUCAUUGUGAUGUCUGUGGUAAAUCAUUCUCUAGCAGUGGUCACUUUACUGUGCACAAACGUAGUCAUACAGGAGAGGCACCAUAUCAUUGUAAUAUCUGUGGUAAAUCAUUCUCUAGAAGUACUCAUGUUACUGCACACAAACAUACUCAUACAGGAGAGAAGCCAUAUCAUUGUGAUAUCUGUGGCAAAUCAUUCUCUCAAAACAGUAACCUAACAAGACACAAACAUAUUCACACAGGAGAGAAGCCAUAUGAUUGUGAUAUCUGUGGUAAAUCAUUCUCUGACAAUAGUAACUUAACUGCACACAAAGAUAUUCAUACAGGAGAGAAACCAUAUCAUUGUAAUAUCUGUGGUAAAUCAUUCUCUAGAAGUACUAAUGUUACUGCGCACAAACGUUCUCAUACAGGAGAGAAGCCAUAUCAGUGUGAUAUUUGUGGUAAAUCAUUCUCUCAAAGUAGUACCUUAUCUUCACACAAUCGUAUUCAUACAGGAGAGAUGCCCUAUCACUGUGAUAUUUGUGGUAAAUCAUUCUCUCAUAACAGUCACCUAACAAGACACAAACGUAUUCACACAGGAGAGAAGCCAUAUGAUUGUGAUAUCUGUGGUAAAUCAUUCUCUGACAAUAGUAACUUAACUGCACACAAAAAUAUUCAUACAGGAGAGAAACCAUAUCAUUGUAAUAUCUGUGGCAAAUCAUUCUCUCAAAAGUGUGACUUAUCAAAACACAAAUGUACUCAUACAGGAGAGAAGCCAUAUCAUUGUGAUAUCUGUGGUAAAUCAUUCUCUCAAAAUAGUAACUUAUCUAGACACAAUCAUAUUCAUACGGGACAGAAACCAUACCACUGUGAUAUAUGUGGUAAAUCAUUCUCUCAAAAUAGUAACUUAACAAAACACGUACAUAUCCAUACAGGAGAGAAGCCAUAUCAUUGUGAUAUCUGUGGUAAAUCAUUCUCAAGAAGCAUUCAUGUUACUACACACAAACGUGUUCAUACAGGAGAGAAACCAUAUCCUUGUGAUGUCUGUGGUCAAUCAUUCUCUCUUAACAGUAUUUUAACUGCACAUAAGCGUAUUCAUACAGGAGAGAAACCAUAUCACUGUGAUAUGUGUGGCAAAUCAUUCUCUGAAAGUAGUACAUUAAUUAGACACAAAUCUAUUCAUACAGGAGAGAAGCCAUAUCAUUGUGAUAUCUGUGGUAAAUCAUUCUCUCAAAAUAGUAACUUAACUGCUCACAAAGAUAUCCAUACAGGAGAGAAGCCAUAUCACUGUGAUAUCUGUGGUAAAUCAUUCUCCAGAAGCACUCAAGUUACUUCACAUAAACGUAUUCAUACAGGAGAGAAACCAUAUCAUUGUGAUGUCUGUGGUCAAUCUUUCUCUCUCAAUAGUAUCUUAACUGCACAUAAACGUAUUCAUACAGGAGAGAAACCAUAUCACUGUGGUAUCUGUGGUAAAUCAUUCUCUCAAAAUGGUGCAUUAAGUAGACACAAAUCUAUUCAUACAGCAGAAAAACCGUAUCGCUGUGAUAUCUGUGGUAAAUCAUUCUCGCAAAGUAUUCACUUAACUGGACACAAACGUAUUCAUACAGGAGAGAAACCAUAUCAUUGUGAUAUCUGUGGUAAAUCAUUCUCUGACAGUAGUCACUUAUCUAGACACAAAUGUAUUCAUACAGGAGAGAAACCAUAUCCUUGUGAUAUCUGUGGUAAAUCAUUCUCUCAAAAUAGUAACUUAACUGUACACAAAUAUAUUCACACAGGAGAGAAACUAUAUCAUUGUGAUAUCUGUGGUAAAUCAUUCUCUAACAGUAGUCAGUUAUGUAGACACAAACGUAUUCAUACAGGAGAGAAACCAUAUCCUUGUGAAAUCUGUGGUAAAUCAUUCUCUCAUAGUUGGGUCUUAACUAAACAUAAACGUAUUCAUACAGGUGAAAAACUAUAUCCUUGUGAUAUCUGUGGUAAAUCAUUCUCCAACAGUAGUAACUUACCUAGUCACAAACGUAUUCAUGCAGGAGAGAAACCAUAUCAAUGUGAUAUCUGUGGUAAAUCAUUCUCGAACAAUAGUAACUUAUCUAGUCACAAACGUAUUCAUACAGGAGAGAAACCAUAUCAAUGUGAUAUCUGUGGUAAAUCAUUCUCCAACAGUAGUAACUUAUCUAGUCACAAACGUAUUCAUACAGGAGAGAAACCAUAUCAAUGUGAUAUCUGUGAUAAAUCAUUCUCUAACAGUAGUAACUUAUCUAAACACAAACGUAUUCAUACAGAAAAAGGACCAUAUCAUUGUGAUGUCUGUAGUAAAUCAUUCUCUCGUGGUUCUAUCUUAACUAAACAUAAACGUACUCAUACAGGAGAGAAGCCAUAUCAUUGUGAUAUCUGUGGUAAAUCAUUCUCUCUUAAUUGUGUCUUAACUGCACAUAAACGUAUUCAUACAGGGGAGAAACCAUAUCACUGUGAUAUCUGUGGUAAAUCAUUCUCUGAUAGUAGUACAUUAACUAAGCACAAACGUACUCAUACUGGAGAGAAACCAUAUCAUUGUGAUAUCUGUGGUAAAUCAUUCUCUCAUAGAUGUGUCUUAACUAUACACAAACGUAUUCAUACAGGAGAGAAACCUUAUCACUGUGAUAUCUGUGGUAAAUCAUUCUCUCAACGUAUUCACUUAACUACACACAAAGAUAUUCAUACAGGAGAGAAACCAUAUCACUGUGAUAUCUGUGGUAAAUCAUUCUCUCUUAAUUGUGUCUUAAUUGCACAUAAACGUAUUCAUACAGGAGAGAAACCAUACCACUGUGAUAUCUGUGGUAAAUCAUUCUCUGAUAGUAGUACAUUAACUAAGCACAGACGUAUUCAUACUGGAGAGAAACCAUAUCAUUGUGAUAUCUGUGGUAAAUCAUUCUCUCACAGUUGUGUCUUAACAAUACAUAAACAUAUUCAUACGGGAGAGAAACCAUAUCACUGUGAUAUCUGUGGUAAAUCAUUCUCUCAAAAUAUUCAGUUAACUGGACACAAACGUACUCAUACAGGAGAGAAACCAUAUCAUUGUGAUAUCUGUGGUAAAUCAUUCUCUCACAGUAGUCACGUAACUAGACACAGAUAUAUUCAUACUUGAGAGUAACCAUAUCAUUGUUAUAUCUUGGUCUCAAAAUUGUAAUUCAUGAAACCACAAAUGUAUUCAUGAAGGAGAGAAAUGAAAAACAGUUUAUUUGGUAUGAAUUUUUAAUAUUCCUGCGCUUCCUGCAAUGGAAGAUAUGACGAAAGUAUUUUAAAACGUUUAUAUUUUUCUUCUUUCCUUUGUGCAAUUUUUACCUCUCUUUGCUCCACAACUACGAGUGCAGAUUCCUUUCAAUGGUGUAAGAACCCCUAUAUUUAAACUCUUCUGCUUGACAACCCCACACAUUAUUCUGUGGUGAAUAUCACAUCCUUAAAUUUCUGUAUAUAUAUAUGUAUUAUCUUUUAAACGCUUCACAUAUUAAAUAUGUUAUACAAUAAGAAAAGUCUUGAUUGUUUUCAUACACUGUAAUAUUGUAAACAAUGACCGCCAAUUGCAGAACAGAGGAGACUUUUUCCUUGUUUGUUUCUGAAGAAUAGUUUCUUUGAAUUAAACUUUACAGAGAUAAA